AUGGCUAUAAAGUUUGUCGCCUACCUGUGCGUUGCUACUUUUUUGGUAUCAGUAGUAGCCUCAGAUUCAAACAUCUUAAACUCAAAUGUGUUCCAUGUAUCUAUGGAUGAAGAUCUAAAAUACAGACUCGACUGGACGUUCGAUCGUUCUCAAAAAAUAAUGACCUUUACAGUUCAUGUCAAAACGACAGGAUGGGUAGGAUUUGGAAUAUCCCCUUACACUGGUAAAAUGCCCGGAUCUGAUGUUGUUAUCGGAUGGGUAGAUAAUAAUGGUAAAGCUUAUCUUCAGGAUCGAUAUGCAACAGGCCGUACAUUGCCAGAGUUAGAUUCAAGUCAAGACUAUAAACUUGUAUCGGGCUCUGAGAGUAAUGGCACAACAGCAAUAAAGUUUUGGAGAAAGUUUGAUACAGGAGAUACUAAAGAUUUAAAAUUAGACACCGGAACAACCAGAUUGAUUUGGGCCUAUAAUAACAAGGAUCCUGUAUCGACUUCUAAUAUUCCAAUGCAUAAUAAAAUGGGCACCCGUAGCGUAAACCUGUUUGAGAGGAUGCCGGAAAAAGAUAAGCCUGUACUGCCAUCAGAUUAUCAGACAUAUGAUUUUAGAGUACCAAACGUAAGCGUACCUAACGCUCAUACCACGUAUUGGUGUGUAGGAUUAAGGAUGCCUGAACUAACGGAAAAAAAUCAUAUCAUUAGGAUUGAUCCCAUCAUAACUAAAGGCAAUGAAGGUGUAGUCCAUCAUAUGACACUUUAUGAGUGUGAAUCCGAUCCUAAAUGGCAUGGUUAUAGUUCAGACUGUUCGAGUAGAAAUAUGCCCCUCCACUUAACUAGAUGUCGUGGAGGUGCUGUUGUAGCAGGCUGGGCUGUUGGUGGCGAGUCAAGUGUUUUCCCCGCUCAUACAGGAUUAGCUAUUGGCCAGAAAACCGAUCCCAAAUUUACAGUUAUUGAGAUGCACUAUGAUAAUCCCGAAGGUAGAUCAGAUUUUGUCGAUACCUCCGGUUUUAAAAUAUUUUAUACACGACAAUUACGCCAAUACGAUGUUGGAACCUUAACUAUGGGUCAUGCGGUUACACCAACCAUGAUGAUCCCAGAAAAACAAGACGAAUGGAAUAUCACCGGUUACUGCCCUCAAAUGUGCACUGAACGGGCUAUACCUAUGGCAGGUAUCAACAUCUUUGGAGUAUUCUUUCAUACUCAUUUAGCAGGUGUAGCAUUAUAUGCAAGACACUUCAGAAAGGGCAAAGAAUUGCCAUUACUCGCUCAAAAUAAGCAUUAUGAUUUCAACUAUCAGGAAGUUUUAUAUUUGAGGAAUGAAAUUAAAAUGUUGCCGGGAGAUUCUUUGGCUAUUACUUGCAGCUAUAAGACCGCUAAUCGUAAUACUAGCACUGUGGGAGGUGAAGCAACUAAGGAUGAAAUGUGUCUUAAUUACGUAUUUUACUACCCUAAAUUGCCGUUUUCAGUAUGCGUUACAUAUGCAUCAUAUACUGACCUUGUACCUUAUUUCACCAAAUUAAUCAUACAAGGCAGAAUGCCUAAUCCAACUCCGAAUAGCACAACCAGUCUUGCGGAGUCAGUUAGAAAAACCGUUAUAGGGGAUAGCGCAUUGAUUAAAGAGCUGCAUGACUUAGAAACUUAUCGUGCUCCUGACAUGUAUUGCUCCUAUCAAAAUCACUCGAUCAUCAUGGAUGAUUUAAGGCUAUCCAAACAAGCAAUUCCAAAGUAUAAGAUUGUCGAAAACAUGCCGUAUGUCUAUUGUAAUCCUUAA
This is a messenger RNA of Trichoplax adhaerens, 1764 nucleotides long. RefSeq lists its product as uncharacterized. Gene Ontology annotation, cellular component: secretory granule membrane. Lineage: Eukaryota; Metazoa; Placozoa; Uniplacotomia; Trichoplacea; Trichoplacidae. Gene Ontology annotation, biological process: dopamine catabolic process; norepinephrine biosynthetic process; octopamine biosynthetic process. Gene Ontology annotation, molecular function: dopamine beta-monooxygenase activity; copper ion binding. The record is from RefSeq and is a predicted model, not a curated record. The transcript is spliced from 14 exons. Bases 1 to 1764 code for a protein of 587 amino acids.